UUGCUUGAGUAUUGUUUUUGUUGUUGCUACCUAUUAUAUACCGCCUGAUAACCGGAUAGUGGGUGACGAUUGUUGGUUGAUUCGCUCGCUAACUGGUCGGUCGGUUGUCUCUGCAGCAGCUGCCACUGUCACCGCUGCUACUACUGCUGCUGUUGCUCUGCUGCUGUUGCUGCUGGCUGAGCGAGAUGAAUUUUGAAUUCAGUUGCUUUUGAAAUGUUCGCAAAUACAGACGCUUUAAAAUGAUAAUUGUGCUUUUCAACGGAAAUUUGUGUAACGGUAUAUAGUAACAACAGUCAGUAACUUGUCUCAUUCUAUUGUAGGUAAUCGAUAUGGGCAAAAAUGUAUAAAUAUAUUAUUUUUAACAAAUUUGUAUAAAAAUUGUCAACUAAUGUGUGAGUUAUGUACUAAGCUUCCAGAAUGAAAGGACUUAUGAAUUUGUGAAAUAGUAUAUAAAAAGGAAAAACACAAAAGAAACUCUAAAACGACAAAAUUUACAUUAAAUAAAUAUCAUAACUGUUAAAUACACGAAAUUGUGCAUUAAAAAAUUAAAAUUUCAAAGCGCUUGCUUUGCAAAAACAAAAACAACUUCAAUGUAACACAAAAAAGCAGCAAAUUGUCAGCAACACAAGCGUAUAAAUAACAAUCAAACGCAAGAGAAACUUGGUAGCAAAUACAAAAACAAUCACAAAUACGUCGAAAGAGUAGUGAAAGUGAAAUAAAAUAAUCAAAUCAGCAUUCAAGUAAAUGUCAAAAGGUCAACUGUGUGCAACACCUACUUUCGUGUCAACAAACAGCUGCUAUCGGUGUAAAGCAGAAGAAAACAUUUCCUUUCUACAUUUUUUUUCCAAAGAAAAAGUGUUGCUAAAGAGAAAAUAAUUUUAAUUAAAAACAAACUAAAGUAAUGUUAAGUAAAGAUCUGCUGCGAGCAGCUUGCACUAACUAACACACAAACUCACGCCCACACUUUGUUGCUGUUAACUGCACAGAACGAAGAAAGGUCAGUUAAAUAAAUUUUCAAGGCAUACAGGUGAACUCUCUGUGUGUGUGUGUGUGCGCGCGCAUUGAACUGCGCCUCCAUUGUGUAUUUGUAAGGAUAUUUUUAAGGACACGCUGUGCAAGUGCAACUAAAAAUUGCUGAUAAGACACUCUCAAUGGAAUAUCUGCCAGCUAAGAAACGUGAACGUGAACACAUGACAAAGGCUCUCUUCGAGACAGUUCAACGCUUAAUUGCUGACCGCGUUUGCAUGACUUAAUUAAGCUGGUGUUAAAUACCAAACUUAAAAUACAUACACCCACAUACAUAUAUAUAUAACACUGUGCGCCAAUUUCGUAAACAACAACAAGUGCAACAAGGAGUCAAGCAACAAGAUAUGCUGCUGAACUAAAGAGAUGCAACAGUGAGCCGCCACAGGGUGCCAACAAAACAAAUGAGCGCCAACAGUGCGGAAACAUAAAUCACAAAUAUAUAAUGUAUAAGUGAAAAUUAGCAGCAACAACAACAACAACAGUAUUAGAUAGUAAAAUUUGCAAGCGAAGCAAGUGGCAAUUAAAGUGACGGCAAUUACUUAUUUAUAUGCAUUAAAGUAUACAUAUAUGAAAGGGAGAGAGGAUAGCAGAAGUGAUCAAAAGGAAUGAGAAAUUGAGUUGCUGACAUAAAUCUGAAUUUUAAAUUUGUGGAAACAUUUUUGGAACAAAGUAACUAAAAACAGCAAACCAGAGAGUUAACUAGCGACUAGCAACCAUAGAAAUAACAACAACAGCUACAGUAUUCCAAAAACUGUCUAAUUUAUCUAAUUUUUGAUCCUCAGAGCAGAUCAAAGAAAUUCUCCACAUUGACACAUUUACCAACAAAUCUUGAUUAAGGCUUGAAAAAUGCUACAAAAACAACAAUAAACUAACUUCUCGUAUUAAGUGAAAUUUAAAAGAGAAUCUAUAACUAGAAGAAUAUAAAACAAAACUGAAUUAAACAAAAACAACUUCAAAUACGCAAGUAGUGUAUUUUAACAACAACAACAACAAUCUGAAGUAAACAGACAAUGAACCUGGAAAAUUCUGAAAAUUAUAUAAAAUUUAAUUAAACUAAAUUAAUUUAAAUUUAAUGUAAAAAUCAUAACGAUAACGGUAGUUUUGAAAAAAUCAAACCCAACAACUUAACAAAAAAUCUAAAUCUAAGCUGUGAAAACCAGCAAAGUAUAUUCUUCAACCCUACAUUAUCGUAAGCAACAUAACACAUCAUAACAGUAUGGAUAAGAAAAAUAAAUCAAAAGCAAAAUCCAAACCGAAGCGUUUGAAGCCGAACAAGGAGUCAAGCACUGCACUGGAUGUGGAUCUGUGGGAGCAAAAUGAGGAUCGUUUCACAACCGUUGAACUGCCCGCCAGCGCUAAAGUGCCAAACAACAACAGCAACGUCUCAGCUGCAGCCACCACAAGCACCAAAACCGGCGGCAAUAGCGGCACCAGCAGCACACAACACAGCAAAGCCAUCAGCAUUAGCAUUGGUGGUGAUGGUGGCGGCGGUGAUGGACCAGGCGUACCAACCGCCUGCGAACCCAUCGAUGUAAUCACAUAUCCACCGACCACACCAACCACACCGGCGACCAAAGUCGCCAUCGGCGGUGGCGAUUCCGGUGCUGCGCUGAUUGCGCUCGACACCGGCGAUCCCAAUGAACCGGAGCGUGGCAAUUGGACCGGCCGUUUCGAUUUUCUACUCUCACUGCUCGGCUACUCGGUGGGACUGGGCAAUGUGUGGCGCUUCCCGUAUCUCUGCUAUAAUAACGGUGGCGGCGCCUUCCUCAUACCAUUCACAAUAAUGUUAAUUAUCGCCGGUCUACCGCUGAUGUUCAUGGAGCUCUCAUUCGGCCAGUAUGCCGCUUUGGGGCCUGUGGCCAUUUAUCGUCGCUUCUGUCCGCUGUUUCGUGGUCUCGGCGCUGGCAUGGUUAUCGUUUCGGCCAUUGUAAUGCUCUACUAUAAUUUGAUUAUUGCCUGGACAAUAUUCUAUAUGUGCGCUUCAUUUCGGCGGCAGUUGCCAUGGCAGAAUUGUGAGACUGCUUGGAGCACUGAAAAUUGUUUCUCCUACGAAAUGGCCGAUCAAUGUGAUGCCGUUAAUGGCACAUUCUACUUGAGAACUUGCUAUAACACAAGCUACGCCGAAGAUCAUAAUAUCACCGAGUUGGCACUGCAUGCACUGAAACGACCACCAGCUGAGGAAUACUUCACUAACUACGUGCUGGGCUUAUCUUCCGGCAUUGAAGAAACUGGCGGCAUAAAACUCGAACUGGCCGCAUGUCUGUUCGUCGCUUGGGCUAUUGUAUUCCUGUGCCUCUGCAAAGGCGUGCAAUCUUCCGGCAAAGUUGUCUACUUUACUGCGCUUUUUCCCUAUGUUGUAUUGGUUAUACUGUUCUUCAGGGGUGUAACACUACCCGGCGCCAUGACGGGCAUAUUAUUUUAUUUAACACCAGAUUUUAAGCAAUUAGCCAAUGCGCAGGUCUGGGGCGACGCUGCUGUACAAAUAUUCUUUGCGCUCAGUCCUGCUUGGGGUGGUCUGAUAACACUGUCUUCGUACAACAAAUUCUCAAACAAUUGUUAUAAAGACUCUUUAAUCGUCGCCAUUUGCAAUAUAGCCACCUCGUUCUUCGCCGGUUUGGUCAUCUUCUCGAUCAUCGGUUUUCUAGCGCACGAGCUAGAUGUGGAAGUGAAAAAGGUAGUCGAUCAGGGUGCUGGUCUGGCGUUUAUAGUUUAUCCAGAGGUAGUGACACGCCUACCAGUCUCGCCCGUUUGGUCGGUGCUCUUUUUUGUUAUGCUACUUACGCUGGGACUGGACUCACAGUUCGCACUCAUGGAGACCGUUACAACUGCCAUAUUGGAUAAAUUUCCGAAUUUACGACAAUACAAAACAUGGGUUGUGCUUUUUGUUGGUAUUUUUGGUUAUCUAGGUGGUCUCGGUUUUACCACGAAUAGCGGCAUGUAUUGGCUGCAACUAAUGGAUAAAUACGCUGCGAAUUGGUCUGUGUUGCUUAUCGCAAUCUCCGAGUGUGUUCUAAUCGCUUGGAUUUAUGGUUCACAGCGUUUCUUGAACGACAUACAGGGUAUGAUUGGUAAAAGAUCGAAAUUCUGGAACUCAUUUUGGUCGGCAAUGUGGCGUUACAUAACCCCAGCAACACUAUUGUUUAUUCUGUUCUUUAACUGGGUCGAAUACAAGCCAGCCUCUUAUGGACACUACGUUUAUCCCCUGUGGGCUGAUGCAGUCGGUUGGUUUAUCGGACUACUACCGGUACUAUUUAUAUUCCUAAUCGCCUUCCAACAAAUUUGUAAAGCACCAAAACAGCUGAGCAUCAAGGAGCGCCUAAAGCUCUUACUACGUCCCACCGCCGAGUGGGGACCAGCCGGAAGACCAUGUGUCAAUUUACAUGCCGAACGCUACGAUAGUCAAAAUUAUGAUGUCGUGGCCAAUACACAAGUACUUAUUAAUGGCUUGCCGACCGAUGUGUCACCCUAUGAGGACAACAGCAAUGGUUAUCGCGACGAGGCGAUGCAACUCUGAGAGCGAGUGAGCGCAUCGUCGACGGCGGUGGCGGCAAAAACAUCCACUGCUGUUGUGCGCAUGAGUGAUCACGUCGAUGAGGGUAUUGGUCUGCGAAUGGGUGGUAAUGGUGCCGGCAAUGGCGCGGGUGCUGGUGGAGGCGGCGGAGGUACUACUGUGACGAUUAGGAAUGGCAGUCAUCCCGAGUAUGGUGCAGCUGUGGCUAUUAAGACAUCCAGCUCUGCGGUCACCACAAAACUACCGGGUCCAAGUAUAUUGAAGGGCUCGAAGAGUAAUCAAGUAGCCAGCAAUGGUCGCAACAAAGCGCAAACUCAGCCCGAGGCGAGUCCUAGCCGUCAACCGCUAAUCGAGUCAGAGUUGCGUGCCAACGAUAGCGUCGGCUCGUUCCUGAAUGAGGCCGCCGCAUUGGCACAGCGUAAGAUGCAAGCAAAUGGUCAUUCCGCCGAGGUGGGUGAUAAAAUUACGAAAGUAACUGCCAGCAUUAUAUUGCCCACGAAGCCGGCAAUAACAACAACCACAGCCAGUGUCGCCACGAGCACAGCAACAACAAAAGUGCUAGUCGCUGGCACAAUGAGCAGCGGCCGCGAACGUAUGCUCACCACGUUUGGUGAACGGGGCGUUGUGCCGGGAGCGGAAGCAGUAAGCGCAGCAAUAACAACGCCAAAAACAACAACAGCAACAACAACAUUAAGCGCAGCUGCAACAACAAAAGCUGUGACAACAACCGCUGCAGUAAGUGUGGGAUCUAAGCCGCUAACUGGAGACAUUAAGUCGCAUGCUGUUGCUAGUAUGCCACAUGUGGCAGCAACCACAACAACAACAACUGCUUUGGCAAAAACUAUACAGCCCACGAGCGUUGCAGCAACCAAACCAGCAGCAUUAGAUUUAAAGCACACAACUAUGAUGACAAAACCUGCAACAAUUAUAGCAACAACAACAACAACAACUACAUCGACCUUCGCUGGCAAGUUGACAACAACAACUAGCACAGCUGUGACAGCAACAAUUGCUAAACCCAAACUGACUGCUACACACACACCAACAACCACAACAGUUGCGGUAUCCGUUAAGGCGCCAAUUAUUGCAGCAACAACAACAACAACAGCACCAACCACAGACAGAAGUGUCAGCGCUGCAGGUACAGCGAAGCCAACAACAGCAGCAACGACCGCAACGUCAGGUGUUGUAAAACCUACUGCAACCACUACACAAAAAACAAUAACAACAACUACACCUACAAUUACCACUACAAAAGCAAUUACAACGUCAACAGCACAAACGGCUGCUGUUAAAAGCAACGGUGUUCCGCUGGCAGCAGCAACGGUUCCGAAAACAACAAUACCAACAACGGCAGGUGCCAAGUCACUCACAGAUAGUAAGCCUGUCGCAACAACAGCACAAACCGCUGCUGCUGCUAAGCCGCCAACAAUAGUUUCAACAACAACAGCAACGAUAAAACCAAUAGCAAUUGUUGCUGGUGCUGCUGCUGCUGCUGCUGCUGUGACACAAACGAAUAAACCACCAAUCACAACAACUACAACAACAACUGCCAAAGUGUCAGCCAUUGCUGUCACAACCCCAACAACAACAAAACUAGUUACCAGCACAUCUUUAGCUACAACAACAACUGCAGCAAGUGUUAUGCCAAAGCAUUCGACAGCAGCUUCAACAACUACAAUAACAACAGCAACUAAAGCAACAACUACGAAGCCAAACCUUGUUAGUCCCACGUCAGCGAAUGUCGUUAUCGCACCGAUGCCUGCUGCACAGCCGACAAAAAUUGCCGCCACAAAAGUGAUCAAUACAACAACAAAUCCCAUCACCACAGCUAUACAAAAGCCGACAGUGUUGUCAACAACACUAACAGCAGAUGCUAAAGUGCCAGCAAUGACGGUGGCGGCAACUACAACAACAACAGCUAGUGGUACCACAGCGUCUGUAACAAACGCGACGGUGGCAAUCACCAAAACAACAACACCAACAGCAUCAACGCCGGCAUCAAAAAGUGUGAGCGCCAAUGCGGCAACAACACAAUCCGUUAGUGCAACAACAAUAACAACCGCUGCAGCUACGGUUCCCAAAGUCACUACCAUACCAACAACAACAACAACAACAACUGCUGCUGCCAAGUCAGUAAUUACUACUACCGUUGGCAGCACCGUCACUACAGCUACUACAACAACAAUAGCUACAACCACCACCACAAGUAAUGUCAGCAAAAAAUAA
Molecule: messenger RNA, 6766 nt
Organism: Zeugodacus cucurbitae (melon fly)
Lineage: Eukaryota; Metazoa; Arthropoda; Insecta; Diptera; Tephritidae
Gene: GlyT
Product: serine-rich adhesin for platelets
Exons: 14
Biological process (GO): sodium ion transmembrane transport
Cellular component (GO): membrane
Source: RefSeq, a predicted model, not a curated record